Rana temporaria (common frog) is the source of this 2181-nucleotide messenger RNA. RefSeq names its product oligodendrocyte myelin glycoprotein (gene OMG). The record is from RefSeq and is a predicted model, not a curated record. Gene Ontology annotation, biological process: neuron projection regeneration. Lineage: Eukaryota; Metazoa; Chordata; Amphibia; Anura; Ranidae. The transcript has 2 exons. The coding region runs from base 683 to 1960 and encodes 425 amino acids. Gene Ontology annotation, molecular function: protein binding.
CCCAAAAAGGUGCCAAAUAAGCAAGCACUUUCUCAAGUUAGUAGAAAUUCUGAGAAUGCAUGAAUGUGUCCCGCUUUAUUUUCCCUGCAGAGCUCUUUCAGCUCAUGGAUAGGGUUUUUAGACACCAAAGCUGGUGGACAAAUUGAUAUUUUCAUACCAUGUAAAAUAUGUAUGUAUUUGAAAUAUGCAGUCUUAUGUCCACAAUGCAGGGGAGCAGUACAUUUCAAAAUGAGAUUUAUAUCGCUGUCAAAAUGUUAUCCCUACAUAAUGCUUUAAGUAGCAUACCGUCCUGAAAAAGCACAUAAAAGUAAAUUAUUCUGGUUAUAAAAUUAAUUUCAUUAUUCAUAAUGCCAUUACAGCUAAGGAUGACUGCAAUUUAAGUGUGAAAAUAGACAGGGGCAUUUUUUUUCAAUGUCCCAGGGCUCGCUACCAGUUCAAAGAUCAGACUGGCUGCUGGAUUGGCUAUGCAAUUCUCUCAAGAAAUUUGAGUCAGCACUAGAAUCUGCUCUGCAGUCCUCCGAAUAGCUGAUCAGAUGGAUACAGAGCUCCAGCUUACAGCAGUACAAUGCAGCUGAAAGGCACAAGCACAACUACCAGAAGAGCUGGAUAAAUGCUCAUUAGCUAAUAGCACCGUCUACAUAAGCUAUGUAUUGAUUCUGAAUGGGAAGACCAAGUGGUAAGCAUGGAUUGCCAAAUCAAGCCCUCACCAGGACUUUUGUUUCUUUUAUGCUCUGUACCAAACAUCAUCUGUCUCUGUCCCUUGAAGUGUUCCUGCAUUAUGAAAAACAGAAAUGUUGACUGUUCAGGCAGCAGUCUGACUGCAUUGCCACAUGGACUCCAGGACAAUAUCACACAUCUGAACUUGUCUUACAACCAGCUGUCCGAUAUAGACCAUCAAUUGACUAGGUUCACUAACCUGAGGUUUCUAGACCUUUCCCACAACUUGCUAAGCAACCUUCCUUCCCAUUUGCCAAGGUCUCUUUGGGAGCUGUAUGCUUCAAAUAACAGCAUCAAAGUGCUUUAUAAAUUGGACACUGCAUACCAGUGGAACCUAAAGGUGCUUGAUCUCUCCAAAAACAGCCUGCAGAGGACAGUGUUCAUUAACAAUACACUAAUUAGUCUGCAGCUCCUGAACCUAAGCUACAACCAGCUUUGGACUGUUCCAACCAAUAUGCCCAGUAAUAUACUAACAAUAGAUAUAUCCAACAAUUCCUUAAUACAGAUAUUGCCAGAAACAUUGGUGCGAAUGCCCAAGCUUCAGAAUCUGUACCUGCACAACAACAGAUUCACCUACAUACCAGCCCAUGCUUUUGACCACCUGACACAAGUAAUAGAGAUCACCCUGUACAACAACCCAUGGUCAUGCCAAGACACACAAGCUAUGAACUAUAUUAUGACGUGGGUAGAAGAAAACAAUAAUGUAAUAGGUUCUCCAUGUGCCAAUGAAAGAUAUAAAAUUACCAAGCAAUUUUCAACUGAAUACAAAGCACAAAAUGAAGUCACUACUGCCGACAUUCCAUUGUUUACUACAAAUCAUUCGCUUUUCUUAGAAGUGCAAGAACCCAAGCAGUACAAAAAGAUACGAUACCCAGAGGAUUUAACUGCAGCCCCAGUUAACACAAGCAGCAUUCUACAUGCAAGCUCCGAGGACUCUCUAAUGAUAGAUGAAAACUCUGCAGAUGGAAUGAUUCAUUUAGAUUUUAAUUAUUUUGGGAAUGAAAUAGACAAUCAAAUCAAUUCGGAUGAAAUAGAGGAGACUAAAAUGUAUGAUUCCACAGUUAUUGUGAGCUUUGAUAAUGUAAUAAAUAACAAUUUAACCCUGCCAAGCACAACUGUGCCUGUAGAGAUACAAGCCACCACAGUACAAUUGAAUGAUCUUGCUCCCUCCUCAGCAGCACAGAAAGAGAAGUGGCUUGCAGUUUUGUUUUUGAUACUUUUCCUAGUUAUAAGAACUGUGUAAAGGCAUGUUACAAAUGAGGAACUGGGAACCAUUUAACAGCUUUCUAAUGAGCCUGACAAAGUUUGCAAUUCUGUCUCCAAUUCUGCCAAGGAAUAAAGAUUUACAAACCAGCACUGCUAUAAUAAAAAUUGAAUGUGAACCAUUAAAUAUCUCUGUACUAAUGCAUAAACGUUUAAUCCAUACAUGUAAUGCAUAUUCAUACAAUAAAUGUUUGAAACAUU